Messenger RNA from Paraglomus brasilianum, 342 nucleotides. NCBI's taxonomy places the organism in Eukaryota, Fungi, Glomeromycota, Glomeromycetes, Paraglomerales, Paraglomeraceae. The record is from the annotation of a GenBank genome assembly.
AUGUUUGAAGAUGAGAUAGCCACACUACGUCGAAUGUCGAAGCGUCAGAUUCUUAUGCAACUUCUGAACUUCCUCAUGAUAAUUGCAUCGGCUUUAAUGGUAUGGAAAGGGUUAGCUCUCUAUACCAACAGCGAGAGUCCCAUAGUUGUAGUAUUAAGUGGAAGUAUGGAACCUGCUUUCUAUAGAGGUGAUCUCCUAUUUCUUGGCAUGCCAGAUGAACCACUUCGAGUGGGAGAUAUUUGUGUAUUUAAAAUUCCUGGAAGAGACGUCCCGAUUGUACAUAGGGUUAUAAAGUUACAUGAUGAGUUGAGUAUGGGAACAAGUGGGGGAGAUGAAGUAUGA